This is a messenger RNA of Anolis carolinensis (green anole), 1309 nucleotides long. RefSeq names its product cAMP responsive element binding protein like 2 (gene crebl2). Gene Ontology annotation, cellular component: nucleus. Gene Ontology annotation, molecular function: DNA-binding transcription factor activity. Bases 174 to 539 code for a protein of 121 amino acids. The transcript has 4 exons. NCBI's taxonomy places the organism in Eukaryota, Metazoa, Chordata, Lepidosauria, Squamata, Anolidae. Gene Ontology annotation, biological process: regulation of DNA-templated transcription. The record is from RefSeq and is a predicted model, not a curated record.
GCCCCGCCUCCUUUCGGGGCCUGCGCCACAGAAGGGGAGCCGUUCAAAACAAGGAACUGUGCGGCGGCGGCGUGGCUGCUCUGUUGUUGCCUUCCGGGGCUCCUUCGCCUGAGUGAGGCGGCGGGGAGGGCCUGGCCCUCUUGCUGCUUCUGCUUCUUGGUCCGGCGGCCCUCAUGGAUGAGAGCAAAGUAGCUGGUGGCAAAGUGAAGAAACCAGGGAAACGAGGCCGUAAACCAGCUAAAAUAGAUUUAAAAGCCAAACUUGAGAGGAGCCGGCAGAGUGCCAGAGAAUGUAGGGCAAGGAAGAAGCUAAGGUAUCAGUACCUAGAAGAGCUGGUUUCAAGCAGAGAGAGAGCAAUCUGUGCUCUCAGAGAAGAACUGGAAAUGUACAAACAGUGGUGCAUGGCAAUGGACCAAGGAAAAAUCCCUUCUGAAAUUAAAGCUCUGCUUAGUGGAGAAGAACAAAGUAAACCCCAACAGAACUCAGCCAGGAAUUCCAAAGUUGUGAAGGCAGAUGCCAACAGUCACAGUUCCUGGUGAAGAUUAAUCAUCUAAGACUCAUGAAAAUCAAACAGUGAUGUAUAGUCUUUCUGUGAAUGUAACCCUUUGCACUGAAUGAUUACAGUGAUUAUGUUGCAAAGAACAUGAUUGUUGGAUUACCAAAAGAAUGUAAUGUCAAUGGUAGGAUUAAAUGUGUGACUUUUAAGACCAUAUUAUUUUCUUAUAUUGCAAUGUAUAUAUGUGUGUGUGUAUUUAUAUUUGCUGUUAAUAGGGAAGUAAAUAUUUAACCUUAUAUAGUAAUUGCUUUUAGGCUUUAUGAUUUAGUUUUUGGUUUCUUUUUUGUUGUUCAGUCAUAGUGGAGUUCAAUUUAGAAAAGACAAUUAUUUCAGAUCUCACUUGUUUGAUCUUGACACUGAGACUGUUAUGCUUAUAUUUGUGGCAUAUGUUGUGAUUCUAAUUGCUGUAUAUCAGCAUAGACUUUAAAUAUAUGAUUGCCACUGCCUCCUUUCUCAUCUGUUUCUCUGCUAGCAUGUGACCUGUGAGUGACGAAAUCCUUCUUCCUAGUCUUAGGUCUGCUGUGCACUCAUGUGGUACUUUUAGACAUGUCCACUUCACCCGGCAUUUGAGACAAUAUUACAGGCCUUUUGCAGAUACUUGAGAUCUUGUUUGUGGGAUGCUUUGGAUCCUUCUGUGUGAAAUUGCACAGUUGAACACUGGGGUUAAAUUGAACUCUUCCCCUGUCUCUAAUGCCAGAAUGCCUGUAUUUGCAUGUUUUGUGUUCAAAUAAAGAGAAUCAUUUGGGAACAGUA